GAAGGUCUGGCUGCAAGGGCAGCUGUGUUUGUUGUUGGAGUUGGGACUAAUUAGUCAAACUGAUGCAAACCUAUGUGGAUUGAAGGAGGAAUGUUUAGCCUAGUUUUUCAACUCACGGUCAUACUUACCUCCUUGUAGCAAUUACUUUUUAAACAACUCUUAAUAAUACACAGAUGAUAUACAUAAAGUGCAGAAAACAGCAUGAGUGCAAAGAUGCAUACAGUACAUUAAUCGACAGUACAGAAACAUGGCUGACAAUUGUUGGUGUAAAUGUCUGAUUCCUGCAAAUACCACAUACAGUUACAGCAGUGACCAAAAGGGAGAACUCAAACCUCUCAAGCACAGCUUCACUUAUGUGAACUGGGGAUAAACAAACAGCACCCAUAAUGUUUAGUUGUGUCCUGUUUCUGUAGAUUUCCUUUUCAACAGUGGUAACAAAGUUUACAAGAAAAUUCUUACCUUGACAAAAAUAGGCCACAAUGGUGUUCUGAGUGGAGACUUUUUGAUACCCCAUGCCACCCAUGAAUCAUUCUCCUCUUCAACAGAAAAUACUGAUACAAACAUUUGAAACAGUAGCCAUUGCUAAAUACUUUUAAAAUCCCUUUGAAGUGCUUGGAUUUGAGAGAAAUUGUUGCCAUGCCUUAAGUAAUAAAACCAAAACAUUGAUGAGAUGCUGCUUAACACUACCUGGUAUCUACAAAUGCUUUUGUGAGCAAAUCUUGUCCUGCCUAGUAACAGUUGCUAGGUAUGAGGUUGGUUUAAGGCUGUAAGAGGUCAGUUAAUAAAUCCUCUCCCAUCAUCAGUCCACAUUAUGUUAUUGAGCUCCUCACCACUUGUGCUUAACCUGCAGGCAAAUGUUUUAGACAUCAUCCUAAUGGUGAAUGAUUUUAUCUUUUAACUGGACUGCAUGUUUUCUGUAACAGUAAGCAUUUUGUCUGCAAGGAUUAGGGCAGUUUGGACAUUUUAGUAACUACCUGGAAUAUUUUAUACAACCAUGAUUAGGAAUCCAGAUUUGAGCUCCUUUGUUUGUUGUGCUGUAUGCUCAAAAAUAAUACCACCACCACCUACGCCUGCUACUUUUGAACGAAUUCGGGAAUAUAAACCUUACAAAACACGGUAUUACACGCAUCGGGAUAUAUUAGAGCUCGGGGCAGAUCUUCAUCAAGAACAAUGUGAAAAAAAGGAAUUAGAAGUAAAAGAACGGAUUGAAAAAAUUAAAGCCGAACUAUGGUUUCAGGCUAAAGUGGAAAAAGAAGAUGCAGUGGAACAAGCCCUUGAUCAGGCAAGAGCCGAACACAACAGUUUUUUAGAAGACCUAAAAAAAAAGCAUGAAAAAGAACUACAGGAAGCAGUGAUAAAAACGCAGAGAGAGAUGCAGCGGUACCUGGAAGAUGAGCUGAAGAGAGAAUCUGAAGCUGCAGAGCAGCGCAUGGCUCACAAACUUCAGCGCAUCCUGAUGGAGUGUGCUUUGGAAAAGAUGCACGCUGUAGCUGACGCCAGAAGACAGGAGAGGCAGACAGCAUCCCAAGCAAUGGCCAAGCAGCAAAAAAAGUACACAGAGCAACUCCAGGAAGCUGGGAUAUUGGCUAACGAAAUACAUCAGAAGAACCUGGAUCAAUUGAAAAAAGAAAAACGUUAUGAAAUGAGUGUUGCCUUGGACAUCACUCAAAAAGAGAAUCAAGAGGAGGCUGAAAAACAGCUCAAAGAAGCAGAGGUAGCACAUCAGGCCAUAUAUGGAGAAGUGACGACCAGCUUGAGAGAGACAGAAGCUCAAGUACAGAUUCUUACCCAACAGCUGGGAAGCAUGACAGUUUGGAAAGACAACCUGGAAGCUGAAAUAGAAGAAAUAAGACAAUCUUUUCAAAACUACAUUGAUAUUACGUUUCCUAAGCUGACCCCAGGACAAGCAGAUUUUAUCCUGCCAUUCAGAAAGCGACUUGAACACAGGGAUACAAAAAAGGAAGCAACAGAUAAUGACAAGGAAUGAAAAGACGGGAUCGGUGUGAGAUUUACUGCAA
Molecule: messenger RNA, 2018 nt
Organism: Trachemys scripta elegans
Lineage: Eukaryota; Metazoa; Chordata; Testudines; Emydidae
Gene: C3H6orf163
Product: chromosome 3 C6orf163 homolog
Exons: 5
Coding region: 995-1987 (330 amino acids)
Source: RefSeq, a predicted model, not a curated record